GUGCACGUAAUUCUUCCUCUACCUGAACACCUCACCAUCAUGCCCCCACCCUUGCUUCCAUAUCUCGAAGGGCACAUGACGAGCCUGCAGCAAUAUGACAUCGGGUUCAUCAAACGCGAAUGUCCCUUACUCGUCCGCGGCCCAUAUCUCGAAGCACAGGAAAUCGUCAAUGUCGCUCGUCAUGCAUGGAUGGAGCAUCGAUUUAUGAUAGAGAAUGCGGCGACGAAGCAGUCUCUCCAGAGGGAAUGGCAGGCUCUAAUGGAUCACCGGAGACAACUCGAGCGGAUGAUCCGACGGAUCGGGGCUACUAAACUCCUACCACUCAAUCUCAUCUCGACCGCUCGAAAACACGCCAUCCAGUAUCGGUGGCUGGCGGCACGAUAUAAUAGCCAUAUUACGGAAGUCUGCAUGACUGUGCAAAUCGCAGAGCAGAUGAAGCUUGGGGCGGCGGCGCGGGACGCAUUAGGUCCGCAGAUAUUAGUUCAGGAUGAAACCCCGCACAACCCUCCCGAUUACACUUUCGUUCCCUACGAUCACAUCGGAGACCCUGUUCCAGAUCCUGGCAAACUGGGACGCGACACUAUCUUAGAUGCUAUGUCAGACUAUGUCUUCGAGUACCAAGACGAUGAUGAAGAGUGUGCCUCCGACGCGCUAUCAGUCGUCGAUGCCAAGCCCGUAUCCACACAACACCUUGGCCAACGGCCAAUUUCCAGUAUGGAGAAGCCUGUUCAUCACAUGCUUUUAUUCAGCCUGCUGAUACAUCUCAGGGACUCCGUCGCUGGGCUUUUCCAAAGAUGGAUGGAGCGCGGAGAGCGACUGCGAGCUCUCGACAUCACAUAGCAUUAGUGAUGAAGGGGCACCGGAAGUUGGGAUGGAACGCGAAGGAUCUUGAAUGUUUUCCCAACGUUAUAACCAUGUAUGUUGCUUGACGAAAUACAGC
Messenger RNA from Punctularia strigosozonata HHB-11173 SS5, 940 nucleotides. RefSeq lists its product as uncharacterized. Lineage: Eukaryota; Fungi; Basidiomycota; Agaricomycetes; Corticiales; Punctulariaceae. Bases 40 to 840 code for a protein of 266 amino acids. The transcript has 5 exons. The record is from RefSeq and is a predicted model, not a curated record.